AUGUUAGAAGAGACAGACCUCAAAUGUAAAGCAGAUACAAUUCCGACCAUACCACCAAAUCUACUACAGAUUAUAGAUAACUUGACAAGAGAUUUAGACAACGCCUAUGACCACAUUGAUAAUGAUAACAAUCGCAACUCAUCUAUUAACAGUAUCAACGAAGACAAACAUGACUGUACUAAUCAAAACCACAGAAAGAACGACGAUAUAAACGACACUAGCAACAAUAAUACUAGCUACAACAGAACCGAUGAUUUUAACGACGCGCAAAUGGUAACGCGAUCUCAAAUACAUGGUAUCGUAAAUAGUCGUGAUCAAUUAUUUAUGCAUAAGGAAAACUAUUUGUAUUUCAUGAGUACUGACGAAUGGGAUAAAUUAGUACGAUGCGCUGCAUUUUCAUAUAACACAAGUACACACGAAGCCACUGGAUACACUCCAUAUGAGUUAGUAUUCGGUAAACUAGCUAGACUUCCUUCUAACGAAAUCACUAACGAUAUAGAAUCAAAAACAUCGGACGCUUAUUUAACACAGCUUAUGACAGAUAUACAUAAUUUACAGGAACUAGCACGAGAAAAUGUAAUAGCCUCCAAAUUAAAGUAA
Messenger RNA from Monomorium pharaonis (pharaoh ant), 600 nucleotides. RefSeq names its product biogenesis of lysosome-related organelles complex 1 subunit 2-like. Bases 1 to 600 code for a protein of 199 amino acids. NCBI's taxonomy places the organism in Eukaryota, Metazoa, Arthropoda, Insecta, Hymenoptera, Formicidae. Gene Ontology annotation, molecular function: nucleic acid binding. The transcript has 4 exons. The record is from RefSeq and is a predicted model, not a curated record.